This is a messenger RNA of Fusarium vanettenii 77-13-4, 2079 nucleotides long. RefSeq lists its product as uncharacterized. The record is from RefSeq and is a predicted model, not a curated record. Gene Ontology annotation, biological process: protein phosphorylation. NCBI's taxonomy places the organism in Eukaryota, Fungi, Ascomycota, Sordariomycetes, Hypocreales, Nectriaceae. Gene Ontology annotation, molecular function: protein kinase activity. The transcript is spliced from 5 exons. Bases 1 to 2079 code for a protein of 692 amino acids.
AUGGCGCCGACGCAGCCAAGCCCGGAAAGUAGCACGCGCGAGCAGAUCAUUGUCGAGGCGUGGGCUCAAGGUCUCAAUGUUGGUGCUAUUGUGAUCCUCAUCCUGCUGGUUUUGUGCAAUUAUCGCCACAAGGCUCUGCUGCAUAAACUGAUUCUCAGCGAACUGCUACUCGCUCUUGGGCAUGGGUUCUUUGCAUUCUUUCAAGAACCCGAGUUUGGCUGGGUCCUGAGCAGCACAGCAGCUCUGUUGUACAUUUCCUACUUUGUACACAAUGUCAUCGCCUGGCUCAAGAUCAAACCCUUCCUCCCAAAAUGGGGCUCACGAGUCUUCAUCAUCUCCCUCCUCGCCGUCCAACCGUUCUGGGUCCUCGAAACUUGGGCCAACUUUCAGUAUCACAACAACCUCGGCAGCAGACUCUUGGACACAUCAAGGCUUUUUGAACCACUAGCAAGAGACCCCUGGUGGGUGUUCACAACUAUAAAACUGGUCCUGGCAAUCAACGACAACUACGAAUUUACGAUACCCAAACUUGUUCGGAUAAGCCCGAGGUUCGGCGUCAUGCUUCUUUGUCUUUUUAUGUCCAUCGUAUUCGUUAUUGUGGAUGUCAUCUUUAUGAUUCUGGUUUCCAAAAGAGGUGGCAUGAAUCCAUUCUGGCGGCUCGCCCUUAUUUUCAAGUGUGCAUCCGACGUCAUAUUUCUAGACGACUUCAAGAGCGUCCUGGAUCGUAUCUCAGAGUCCGCCAUGAGAAAGAUUGCCACAUUCAGUUACCGAGACGAUGACAACCACUCACAACCUAUAAAUCAAAAUCGUUCAGCGCCUGGCUUUUCUGGUUUCGAGUCUCGCCGUAAAAGUUCAAGGCCAGCAGCAUAUGGAAAUGAGAACGGGUGCUUACAGGGACGCUCGGGGUCUUGCGCAAGCGCUGAUGAUGGCCAUUACGAGUAUGCAACCAGCUACGACCAUUUUCUUGCAGAGGAUAGUAGCCCUAGCGGCCAUAGGGGACAGAGGAGGGCCUCUGAACAUGGAGAUACACAUUCAAGAGUGUUCCAUAUGAGCAAGGUUCUUGAUUACGUGAUCAAGCUCGGCCAAUCCAACCCAACCAACUUGGCCCUGGCAGCUGCUUCGCUUGAGUAUUCGUUGCCAAUCUCCCCGUCUCCUCAACGUUUUCUUUUAUCCAUGGGUCAAUCCAUCGGGUCUCUAUUUCCACUGCGAUGGCGGCUAUGGCUCGGCAAGCGACUCUUCCGUCAGCUCGGCCCCUUUACAGUGAGAGUGAGCUGGCAUCGCCUCAUCAAGGGACCAUGCAAGCCUACCGAGGUGGAGGCCAUGCAGUACGUCGCCACCCACACAACGAUUCCAGUGCCCAGGAUCUACGCCGUCCAUACUGAAAAGAACGGCUCUAUUUACAUCGAGAUGGCAUACGUCCAGGGAGACAGCCUAGACAGUGCUUGGCGUCGCAUGUCGGUCGACGAGAAAGAUACCGUUUUUGCCGACAUCAAGCAGCAUGUGUCUUGCCUCCGCGAGCUUCAACCUCCGACCCAAGAUAUAGUCUCCUCGGCUCUUCAGAAUCCCGCGUUUGACUGCCGCAUAGGAGCUUGCUUCUAUGGUCCUUUGAACCAUGACGAGUUCCAUUCAUUGGCGCGAGGACAUCUGCGCAUGGAAGACGUCGCACCUUUCCUUGGCCCAGAAGUGGCCAAAGUGCACACAUCCCGCUACAAAACUCAUUUUACCCAUGCAGACAUGGCACCGAGGAACAUCAUUGUGCAGCGUGGGCGUGUUGUCGCCAUCGUUGAUUGGGAGUUUGCGGGAUGGUAUCCGGAGUACUGGGAAUUCACCAAAGCAAACUUCAACUACUUUCCCGGUGAGGGCUGGGAGGAUUAUCUUCGUGUUGCUCUUCCCGGCUAUGAGACGGAGCUUAUUGCGGAAGAGACUCUCUGGGCAAGGCUGCCGGAGCCCGGCACAAAGAUGACUUCAUAUCGUGACGGAGUUAGGGUCGAACACCAGGGCUCAGGCCCUUCAGCAGCUUGGUUAGAUGCCAGAACAGGCCGUCAGCUUUCGGAUCUGUGGUCUUUGGCCCUUUCUUGA